Molecule: messenger RNA, 2962 nt
Organism: Sardina pilchardus (European sardine)
Lineage: Eukaryota; Metazoa; Chordata; Actinopteri; Clupeiformes; Clupeidae
Gene: slc30a4
Product: solute carrier family 30 member 4
Exons: 7
Coding region: 1-1281 (426 amino acids)
Biological process (GO): zinc ion transmembrane transport; response to zinc ion
Cellular component (GO): plasma membrane
Molecular function (GO): zinc ion transmembrane transporter activity
Source: RefSeq, a predicted model, not a curated record
AUGUCUGGCGCAAACUUUAUGGCAAAGAUGAAGUCCGCGUUCAGGAAGGAGCGCGAGGAUUGGGACCUCAGUGACACCGCUCCUUUUGAUUUUUCGGAUGAUCUUGUAGAAGAUGAAACGCCCAAAUUUAACAAAUUAAAGGUAGUUGUCUCUGGAGAAAUGGACGAUUACUCAGCUGGCGCUGCAUCUAAUGGAAUAGCUGUUGUAGAGGAUGAUGACUCGCUUCUCGAUUCAAGUCUUGGGAGCCCAGGUUUGAAUAUGGACUCCUGCGAGAGCUGUUUGAAGAGAAAGGAGAGGGUGAAACAACGGAGGGUGAUGAAGAAGCUUGGUUGUGCCGCUGUAUUGUAUUUCCUUUUCAUGAUAGGAGAACUCGUGGGUGGUUAUGUCGCCAAUAGCCUGGCAAUCAUGACUGAUGCACUUCAUAUGUUGACGGAUCUUAUUGGAAUCGUUGUGUCUUUGCUGGCCUUGUGGCUUUCAGCAAAGCCUCCGUCGAACAAAUUCACCUUUGGAUUGCAUCGCUUGGAGGUGGUGUCAGCAGGAAUCAGUGUAUUGCUUAUAUACAUACUGACUGGAGUGUUACUGAACGAAGCUGUGCAGAGGUCCAUUCAUCAGGACUUCAGCAUAGAUGGAGACGUUAUGCUCAUUACAGCUGCAGUUGGAGUUGCAGUCAAUCUAAUAAUGGGAUUCCUGUUGAACCAGACGGGACACCUCCACUCGCAUUCCCACGGGGCCCCUCAGCCAAGCCAGGCCCCGGCCCAUGGGCAUGGGCAUGGGCACGGUCACGGUCAUGGCAGCCUGGCAAUGAGGGCUGCAUUCAUCCAUGCACUGGGUGACCUGGUUCAGAGCAUUGGUGUGCUCAUCGCAGCCUACGUGGUCCGCUUCAAGCCUGAAUACAAGAUGGCAGACCCUAUCUGCACUUAUGUGUUUUCUGUCCUGGUGCUUUUCACCACUGUGAGAAUCAUAAGAGACACCGGGGUUAUUGUACUGGAAGGGACUCCAAGGCAUCUGAACGUGGCGCGCAUCAGGGAGGACUUGUUGAAGCUGGAGGACGUGCAGUCAGUGGACGAACUGAACAUUUGGGCGCUCACCGGAGAUAAGACAGUGGCCCUUGUCCAUCUCCAGCUGUUGCCAUCUACCAGUGGGAACUGGGAGGAGGUCCAGGCGAAGGCCAGACACCUGCUGCUGCACACACAUGGAGUGUCUCGGUGCACAGUCCAACUCCAGUGCUCCAGGCUCAGGGCACUAAACACAUGCACAAACUGCCAAUCUCUCAGUGCCUGAACACACACACACACACACACACAUGCGCGUACACACUCUCCUUCUUUCAUACAGAGCAUAUGCUCACACCCCAUAGCACACACAUUGGUGCAGCUUUCAGACCAUGCAAGUUAUCUCAGAACUGCAGAUCAUAUGAAUGUCUUCGAAGCUGCUCUGAAGCUGUGGACAUGUAUUAUGCAAGGAAGUGGAAUCAUUUUUGCAUUGGAAGUGCCAAAGGAUACUAGUCUGGGUUCUGUCGAUGAACGCACUUUUUUUAAAGAAAAAGAAAACACUGCAUAUUCUUCCCAGGUUUUUAAAAACUGAUACUUGCAGAGCUUUUGUAAAAUAAAAGAAUAAAACGAUUCAUUUUUGAUAUGUUUAAUACAAAUAAACUUCAACUAAGUACAUGUUUAGUUGUUUUGACAUAGGAGGAAAAUAAUGGUAUCACAGUCAUAGUCUGUGGGAUUUUCUUUCUGUUUUUUUUUUUUAUUGUGUUUUUAUUUUUUUUGUUAUUGUAUAUAUUAAUUUGGGUUAUUUUAUUUUGAAGUUGUGUGAGUGUGUGGCUAGUAAAAGGCUCUUAAAGUCAAGUAUAAUGUGUGAGAAAGUGUCCUUUUGAAUUUUUAUUGGGUGUAUCUUGUCCUUUGGCCUCAAGGCGAACCUUCCUCAUGCAGAUCUGCAUCUUUCUUCUCUCAUGAUGUCUCAAUUGUAAUUUGCCUUUGUUUUCACACUAACUGACUAUCAUUUGUUCUCUUUUUUUCCAUGGAAACAUAUUCAGAGACUAUGGAAGUUCAGUGCAGUAUUAACCAGACAGAAAAAAAAACAAAAAACACAGAAAGGUGAUUAUGAAAGACAUGCUGGCUUGGUUUUGAAUGACCCAGUGUCAUCAUUUUCUACUGGUUUGAGGCCUGUGGAUUCCGGUCAAGUGACUUGAAACAGAAACUCUAGCAUCACUAUAUCAUGCACAGCAAGUGAGUGCAUCCUCGUCAAUGCAGUGUUGGCAGUUGCUCAUUGUUUCUUUGGAGGCGUGUUGAGUAAAUGGUGAGCAUACAAAUGAUAAUCAGAUUGAUUGUGCUUUUUUUGAUAAAACAGUUACCAGAUUUAAAAAAGGUGGUGCAUCAUGUUGAGUGUACGUUUUACAUGUGUAGUAUGCUCCAUAACAUGCAAAAGUAUUUAUGUAAACCACAACCAAAGCAUACUGAACUGCAUAAGCAUUUAGAAAAUGCAUCUCACCUCUGCCAGUAAUCUAUAUCAUGCCUUCAGACCCUUAACUGUAUGCGCACAGCUCUGAAUGAUUAAGGCAUAUUGUGCCAACGUGUUUCAACUGUACAGUAUUUUGCCAAUGUUAUGGCCUCACGAUAGUUAAUUAUUUGGAUGUAAUUGUAAAUGGAAAUGACUGUCCUGCUUUUUGUGUUUCAUUGAUAACAUUGUAAUAACAUUUGCCACAGGUGGUAAAAUUCUUUGAAAUGGCAUCCAUUCCUUGUCAUGAUGGGCUUUUGACACUUGGGACUGAUAAUUUGCACAUUCCUUUAACUGGAACAUACAGUGUUUAUUUGGGCAGUGUUGCUGUUGUCUCAUUGAUUUAUCUAUUUGUUUCAUGUGAUCAGAAUCUCAUUGUCAUUGACAUUCCAUGUAUGUGGCUUUUCACUGACACUGAGAAUGUGAAUAGCUGGGUGUUUUGUUUGAAAUAAAUCUUUUCAGCAUC